UGUAGCGCCAGCAAACCUACUAUACUAGGUAGCUAGGUAGCUAGCUAGCAAGAGCUGUCAGUUACGCUACUAGAGAUCUACUAGCUAGCUGGCCAGUAAUCGGUGGCGGCAUCAUCGGAUGGAUUGGCAUAUUGGCAUCCACAUUUGUUUGGUUCACUGGUCUCUGCGUGACGAUCUUUUGACUGUGUUGCCGGGUUGCAUGUUCGUACUGCCUGGUCCAGUGUGUAUCGUCAUUUGAGGAUGCGUGUGCACGAAGUCAUUGGUUUGGGGGAAGCAACCAAACCUGAGGAAAGAACAAAGCUCACAAUUUUGCAAAACCAAAAACAACACUAAGCAGAACAAACACAAAAACAAUUCCUCAUCGUCUACCACCAUGAUCCGUUCUUUGACUCUCUUCACAAUGGCCUCUUCUGCCAUGGCUUUUCAAGUUGCCCUUCCCACGAAGACUCCCGCCAUGGCCUUGCAGAUGUCAUCGGAGCCUUUCCCUUAUUACGCUUCCUUGGCUGAUACCAGCAAUACUCUCGUGGAAGAGGCAGCCAAUGAAAUCGCCUUGUCCGAAGAACCAGCGCCCAAGGCAGAAGCCCCCAAACCCAAGACCGCCGCACCCAAAAAGAAAAAAGGGCCCGUUCACAAAGAAGGCGUCUUAUCACCGAUGGUGAUGUUUGUCAGGGGCUUUUUGGGUGACGAACUCCUCAACAAGGUUCGAGGCAAGGCCAUCUCCAUUCAUUCUGGAGUCAUUGGAAACUUUGUUGAGACUUCCGACUCUGUCUUUGGUGAUGCCGUGCUUCGAUCUCUCUUUCACCUGGCCGACAAGGACGGAAAUGGCACCAUUUGCGAGGCAGAGCUCCAGGAGGCAAUGCAGUCACUUGGAUUCGACUGGCUCCAGGCAAAGCAAGUGGCAGGAAUAUUCAAAAGAGCAGAUGCCGACGAAAGUGGAACGAUCGACAUGGAUGAAUGGGUCAAAGAAGCUCCCAAGACUCUGCGAACUAACCUGGUCAAACUUGCCAAGAAAAAUGGAAACGAUAUGGGUCUGUUGUCUUAGUUUCAUCGAGAGGCAUGAUGCUGUCUUGAAACGACGGUACGAUUCACGAUGCAACGAAACACAAUGAUCAGCUUUGAUCUUUCCUCAUGUACAUAAUAGAGCUUAACGAGUAAUAGAAAGCAAGACAC
Seminavis robusta is the source of this 1170-nucleotide messenger RNA. The record is from the annotation of a GenBank genome assembly. Lineage: Eukaryota; Bacillariophyta; Bacillariophyceae; Naviculales; Naviculaceae.